AUGGCGAGACCGCAAUCCAGUAAAAAUAAUUCCAAGCAAAGAGGACCACCAGGCUCCGGCAAACGAAAGCACGGCGCCGCAACUACCGGCGGCGGCUCUGGCGGCAGGCCUGCCAAGCAGAGCCGCCGCGAGGGCAAGCCGAAACCGACGGAUCGUGACGUUUAUGAGGCAGAAGAUUCAGAUCCUGACGAAGUCAAGCAUGCUGAGCGUUUUGACAAAGUCGACAAUUACGAAUAUGAGCUGCCGUCUGAUUUUGAGGACGAGGAAAUCGAUGAGGAGCUUGCCUUUACGGAAGAGGAUAAGAAGAAAUUCGGUGGUUGGUUUGAGAAGGAAGUUAGCGCCGACGAGGACGAUGAUGGGGCCUUGUUGGGGGAUGGCAACGGCGAGGAUUGGGAUGAUGAGGGUGAAGGGGAGGAUGACGAUGACGAAGAAGACGAGGACAGGACAGGUGUGAAGCAAGGCGGCGGCAGAGCGCAGGGGCGAGGCAUACAGGAAGAUGAUGAUGACGAUCUCUUCCUCGGCGACGACGAUGAUGACGAUGACGAAGAUGGAGACAUGAACGGCUCAGAGGAUGACGAGGAAGGCGACGAAGGCGAUGAAAGGCAUAGGGCGAUGCUUCGCGACGUUUUGGGUGCUACUGCAGCCGCCGGCAGCGGCGGUGCCCGGAAGCGAGCUCGGCGCGACGCCAACGCAGCGGUGGUUUCGGAGGCCUACCCCGAAUCGGAAUACAACCUGAACCCGGGGGCAGCGUCGGCAGGCGGUGCAGCAGCAGGGACGCUGAGCGUCGCCGACUUGCUCAAGGGCCUUACUGCGGGGGAGCGCCGCAAGCUGGGCGCUGCGCGGCGUCUCUUGGAGAAGGUUGCCGCCGCGGGCGGAGGGGGCCAGGCGGAGGCCGCGGCGGGCGGUAGCAAGGGCCUCCGUCCAGUGCCGGUGCCGCUGCCAGCUGUGGUUGCGGAGCGGCAGGAGCGUAAGGCCGGUUACGAGGCCGCCGCGGAGGAUGUGACGAAAUGGCAGUCGAUUGUUAAGGCGAACCGCGAGGCGCCCACACUGCGUUUGGUUUCGGGGCGUGGUGAGGUCCCCCGGGUCACCACCACGGCCGCGCUGGUGGCUGCGCUUCUGGAGGCGGCGGGAGUGGCCAACACGAAGGCCAUCGAGGAGGCGGAGGAGAAGCUGGCGCUCAAGGCUCUCAGCCUCGAGGAGGCGAAGGAGCGAAGGGAGAGGCUCGCAAAGAUGAGGUCGCUGCUCUUCUACCACGAGCUCAAGGCGCGGCGGCUCAAGUCCAUAAAGAGCAAAGAGUAUCACCGGCACCUGGCUCGUGCGGCCAAGCGCAAGGCGGCCAAGCUGGCUGCUGCGGCCGCGGAUGCGGGUAGCGGCGAGGGCGGCGCUCCGGGUAGUGCGGAUGCGGAGCGGGUCGCCGCCAUAGAGGCGGAGUACCAGCGAGCCAAGGAGCGGCUGACGCAGCGGCACCGCAACAGCAGCCGCUGGGCGAGGCGGGUGCUCAAGAGGGGCCAGCUGCAGCUUGAUGCAGGCACCAAGGCGGCCCUAGCGGAGCAGCUGCAGCUGGGUCAGCAGCUCAAGCGCAAGAUCGAGGGGCGCAAAGACGGUGACGGCAGCGGCGACAGCGACGCCAGCACUUCAGCGUCUGAUUCGGACAACAACAAUGAUGACGGUGAUGAUGGCGACGCCGGCCGUGGCGGCGGCGGAGCUGGCGGGAGGUCUCGUCAAAGUUCCAAAGUCCGGAGCGCCGCCUUGGAGCUUUUGGCAGGCGGUGGUGCCUUGGAGUUGGAGGGUGACAACGCCCCCAAGAAGGGCAUCCUGGCGUUGCCCUUCAUGAAACGGGCCAUGGAGCGGCGGCGGCAGCAGGCGCAACAAGAUGCCGAACAGUUACUACGGGAGCUGGAUGAGCAACAGGACUUGGCGAUGCAGGAGGGAGCAGAUGUUGAGGACGGUGGAGGUCGGGCAGCGGGGCAAGAUGGGAAGGCGGACCCGCCGAGCGGCUUCUUGGAGUCCCUUGUAGGGUACAGCGUGCCGAGGACGAUGGUGAGCGGCCAUGCUGGCGGUCGUCGGAAGUUUGGCGGUGGCAACGCCGCUGCAGCCGCCGCGGCAGCAGCAGCAGCGGAUGCCGCCGAAGCCAAGGGCGACGGCUCGGAUCUGGAUUCUGACGAUGCUGAGGAUGCGGAAGCGAAGGCUGAGCGAUUAUGUCAGCCGACGAAGGCAUCCGCGGCGGCUGCAGCUGCCGCCGCAAAGCAACAACAGCAGCAGCAGAAGGGCAGCAGUCGUGGCAAAGUCGGUAAGGCCCAGGCAACAGCCGCACCGCCGACGGCGGCAGACGAGGCGGAUCUUGACGCCGCUAUUGCUGCUGGUGCAGCAGGCCGCGGCCUCCUGGCGACCAGCUCUGACCUCGGAGUGGACCUGACUGUUGUCCGGGAUACAACACAGCCCAGUGUUGAAGACGCGGAGGUGGGUGAGCGGCGGGAGAGCGGCCGUCGCGCCAGCACCCGCGCUGCUGCCGCUGCCGCAGGUAAUGCGGGCGGCAACAAGAGCGGUACUGGAAAGGGCGCUGGUGGCGGCGGACUUGGUGAUGUUCUCAAGGAGGUUGGGGCACAGCAGGCGUCUCUGGCGCCGGGUGGCGGGCGUGCGGCUUUGUUCGAGGCUGCGACGGGCAAGAGGGCAGCUGGUGACGGUGGCGACGCGGCGGCUGCGGCGGCAAAGUUUUUGCCUGCUAAAAAGUUUGAUGGGGCUCGGGCCGGAUAUGCCUUUAAAAAGGGUCCCCAAGGGUUGGGUUAUUAUUCCGACGUGAAGGAUGCUGCGGCGGCUGGGGUGGUGGGUGCGACUACUCCUGCAGGCGGCGGUGGCGGUGGAAAGAAGGGCAGAGGGAAGCAGCAACAACAACAACAGUGUAAGACUGCUGAAGUUGUGGUGGUUGCUGGGCAGCCAACGCGGCAACAACAGCCGAGGCAUGGGGAAGGACAGCCUCCGAACCAGCAGUCUGGGGACCUGAAGGACGGACAGAAACAGCAAAAACAACAGCCGCAACAAGGACAGGAAAAGAAGCAACAACAACAGCAGCAGGCUUCUAAGGGUGUCAUCAUUACAGCUGCUAAUGGGCAAGACGAGGCCAAGGCGGCAACUCAUGGUGGUGGUCGAGGUGAUCAAGAGGAUGACGAUGAUGACGCGCCGAUGAUGCGGCCCGCAGAUCAGCGCGACCUCAUUCGGCAGGCCUUUGCCGGUGACGAUGUGGAGGAGGAGUUCGCCGCUGAGAAGGCGUCGGCUGUGGCGGAGGAGCUGCCCCACGUGGAUGAGCCGUCAGGCAUGCCUGGCUGGGGCGCAUGGGCCUCACAGCAGCGGAAUCCGAAAUGGAUGCAGGCUGCCAAGGAGAAGGCCGCGAAGAUUCGCGCUGACGCCGCCGCGGGUCGCAAGGAUGCCAACCUGAAGUACGUCGUGAUUUCGGAGAAGUGGGACAAGAAGGCCUCCAAGUACAUGGCCCCUGCGGCGCCCUUCCCCUUCACGAACCAGGAGGCUUACGAGCGGUCGCUGCGGCAGCCGCUGGGCCGCGAGUAUAACCCGGAUGCGGCCUUUCGCGACCUCACCCGCCCUGCACCGCUGGCUAAGGAGCUGGGUCGGUCGGGCAACAAGGCGGUGGCGAAGCGGGAGGCGAAACGGGUUGUGACGGUGGCCGGUGGAAUGCCGAGACAGGGCAAGAGGUGAAAUGCAAAGCAGCAGCUGAAAUGUGCGUGCGUGUGUUUUGAGUGUUCUUCGAGUGGGAAGUGUGGAUGACUGUGUAAGCUAGCAGGAAGAGUGUGUAGCUGAUAAUGGUGAUGGGUGGAAAUGCAUUUGUGAGUCUGGGUAGUGGUGAUGGGUGGUGAUGGGUUGGUGGCCAUUUGGAGGGGCUUGUGAGCUUUUAGCAGGAUGAUGUGAUGGGUUUGCGAGUUUUUUUUAGGAGGCGAUUGGAGAUGGAGACGUGCUAUGUUCUGCCGUGUGAGUUUCGCUUUCGCUUUGUAGAUGUGAAGUGUGUCUGUGGCGGGGAGAGACAGGGAGAGCUGGUACCAAUUGAUGCUAUGCAGCCUCCUCGUGAGGAGGCCACUUGCCAGGUUAUGACCGGCUGAAUUUCUUUGUUUACAAAUCUUCCC
This is a messenger RNA of Volvox carteri f. nagariensis, 4130 nucleotides long. RefSeq lists its product as uncharacterized. Lineage: Eukaryota; Viridiplantae; Chlorophyta; Chlorophyceae; Chlamydomonadales; Volvocaceae. The record is from RefSeq and is a predicted model, not a curated record. The transcript is spliced from 13 exons. Gene Ontology annotation, cellular component: nucleolus; small-subunit processome. The coding region runs from base 1 to 3708 and encodes 1235 amino acids. Gene Ontology annotation, biological process: rRNA processing.